CGACGCGAAGCCUGUGAAUGUUUGACAACGAUCUUACACGUGCGAAGACAACAAAGACAGAAAAUCCAUCUCAAAGUACCGAUAUCAAUUCAGUUUCUGCUAAGGGAUGCGAUAACCUGAGUGGAAACCUUCUUUCUGCCCAAAGGAUUCACGAAUUUCGUCGCCACUUUGCCUAUCUAUAAGCUGUUUGUCUCAGGGAAGAAACCCGCUCAGUGGCUUGAAUUGGCGGAAUCUGAAGCACUUGAUCCACAAGAGGUGCGGAAACAAGUAUAUCAUUCAUUGACAAUGUUAUACUAUUACAAUCUCCACUCUUGCUCUCAUGACCUGGAGAUGCUGAUACAUUACAAUGGUGUCAACCUGCGAUGACAUGCGCUUGCAGAUGCUCCGGGACCCAGCAUGCCUGCAGGCACAACCUUUAUCACAGUUGUGGGAGCCCUUGUGGAAAGCAGUCGUUGCAUGGACGAACUCCCAAACAAGGACGCGUUAACCGAGUCAGCUAUCGACAUCAGUAUUGGUGACCUUGGGAAACGAUUGAGGGCCCACCUUUUAUCGCUUAGGUAUCGUCGACGCCGUAUGGACACUCGGGGACCAGGUCUGCGGCUCUACUUCAUUAUGUGCCAGCCGAUCCUCUACAUUGUUGAAGAUUGCUCGGGCGCCCGGAGGGCUGUGGAUAUCCAAGUCACCUUUACAUGCAGUGAAAGUUUGAAGCGAGUGUCAUCAUCGGAAUUCUCGGAUACAAUCGAGGCGGUCGAUGGCGAGUCCGACUCGAUGACAACGAUGAGCCUCAACCGCAUGAACCGCCCUAACACCCAUGGAAGCACUGCAGGGAGGGAAAUUCUGUCGCGGGGGAAACACAAAGGAAAAGUAAGAAAGGAACAUGACAGUUCUGGUUCAGUGGAUGUUACAUGUGACGCUGGCGAUGCGCGCACCCCCGCAGCCACGAGCAACGACGAGCAACAAGCUUUGUCAGGUCGUGACAAAACCCCUGGAAAGUUAUCAAUGCUCGUCUCAGUUUCACGUCGAACACGGGCCUGCAUCCUCCAUAGCGUACAACAAAUUUCCCACGACUCGAUAUGUAUCAAUACCGUGCACUGGUACUGUUGGAGCAAGACUGCUCGUCUUCGCACUCUGAUUCAUUGGGUGGUUUUGACUUCAGUUCAGACUUGGACACAAUGUCCCAUUUUACUGGCUCAUCUCUGGAUUCUUGAUGCUUCGCAGAGGGACUACAGCAAGGGCCACAGUCAGCGCCUGGCUUGCGCAGCUGCUAGACUUGGCCGUCUGUCCAGCGUGACAGGGACUAUUCACAGGAACGUGAUUGCAACUACGGGCGAGCCCAAUAGCGCGAGGACUUAUGUUUGCCAUCUUCCCCUCGUCGGUACUGAAGAUCACAUGAUGGGAAGACGAGACUCGCCACCCCACUGCCGCCAUGAUUCACUCCCGCAUCGUUCGCACAUCAAUGAGACAGAGAAUGGGGAUGUGGAAAGCCAUAUGCCGACAGGCCUUAGCGAACAGGUCUACCUUGGAAUUCUUGGGCAGGAGUGUGGGAUACAACAACGUCGUCGUGAGAGUAAUUAUAUGAAUGAGUGA
Pisolithus orientalis is the source of this 1587-nucleotide messenger RNA. RefSeq lists its product as uncharacterized. The record is from RefSeq and is a predicted model, not a curated record. The transcript is spliced from 10 exons. NCBI's taxonomy places the organism in Eukaryota, Fungi, Basidiomycota, Agaricomycetes, Boletales, Pisolithaceae. The coding region runs from base 397 to 1587 and encodes 396 amino acids.